Messenger RNA from Trametes versicolor FP-101664 SS1, 1744 nucleotides. RefSeq names its product NAD-P-binding protein. The transcript is spliced from 10 exons. The coding region runs from base 5 to 790 and encodes 261 amino acids. Gene Ontology annotation, molecular function: oxidoreductase activity, acting on the CH-OH group of donors, NAD or NADP as acceptor. NCBI's taxonomy places the organism in Eukaryota, Fungi, Basidiomycota, Agaricomycetes, Polyporales, Polyporaceae. The record is from RefSeq and is a predicted model, not a curated record.
AAGGAUGUCGCUGCUGCCCAACAAGAUCAUCGUCAUCACGGGCGCUUCGCGCGGUAUCGGGCGUGCGUGCGCCCUGGAAUGCGCAAAGCAUGGCGCGACGGGACUCGUCCUGCACUACCUCGGAGAUGAGGUGACAGAGAAGGAGGUUCAGUCGUUGAAGGAGCAAAUCGAAUCAACAUAUCCCAACGCGAAGGCGGUAGCCGUUCCUGGAGAUAUCGCCCAGCGCGAGACUUCUCUGAAGAUCGUCGACGAAGGAGUUAAGGCAUUUGGUCGUUUAGAUGUGCUUGUCAGCAACGCAGGCAUCUGCCCAUUCGCGGAUUUCCUGACCAUGCCACCUGAAACUUGGGAGCGGACACGCCAAGUUAACUUGGACGGUUCAUUCUACAUCACCCAAGCGGUUGCAAAUCAAAUGAAAAACCAGGUGCCGCAGGGGGGGUCUAUCAUCGGCAUCUCGUCAAUAUCAGCUCUCGUCGGCGGAGAAUACCAAUGCCACUAUACCCCGACGAAAGCUGGCAUCCUAUCGCUGAUGCAGAGCUGCGCGGUAGCUCUCGGGAAAUAUCACAUUCGGACGAACGCUGUCCUCCCAGGAACCAUCGAAACCGACAUCAAUAAGGACGACCUGUCCGACGCCGCGAAGCGCGAAGGCAUGGUCAAGCGGACGGCGUUAGGGCGGCUCGGAGCCCCGGACGACAUUGCAGGCCCCGUGGUUUUCCUAGCGAGCGACCUAGCAAAGUACGUGACGGGUGCACAAGUACUCGUAGACGGCGGUUUGUUCGUCAACCUGCAAUAGUUCCAGUUGAGUUAAAGUAGGUUCAUUCUGAUGCGGUUACUAUUCGUAAGCCUACAUUGCCGCUGGCAAGGCUGUUCCGUUGACCACUGCUGGCUUCGCGUCAAUGACGACGGUAAUCCAGCGCGUCCACUCUGGGCCUGGGUUCCUCCAUGCAUGUAUGGUUCCGCGCUGAACGACAGUAUCUCCGGGGUUAUCAAUGAGGGUCUCAGAGCCAUCUUCCAUCACCAGGAUAAUCUUCCCGCUUAUGAGAAUGUUAUGAUCUAGCGAAGAGGUUCGGUGCAUAGGGGCCGUCGCACCGGGCGCAAGCUCCGUGUACUGAAGGUUGACGCCAGACUUCAUGACAAGACCGAGGUCUGCAUCCGGCUUCCGCGUCGCGCCGUCCGUCUCAUCGUUGUUGUCGUCUACCGGUAAAGAGCUAGUUGCCCAGAGGUGCCCAACUCUCGCACCAGGAAAGGCAUUGCCAACCUACGAGGUUACGAUGACCUCCUGGGCCGUACGUUGGCCCAUAUGCGGUUACACACCUCGAAUGAAGGCAUGACGUCGUCGUGCUUCACUGCCGCUACGCCAUCGUCUCUGUGACCGGUAACGACGCGCCGUAGGCCGGAACGAGGGGCCGUAGGGAUGUCAGAAGCCAUGCUCGGGUUUCGUUCAGGUCGCGCUGAUCGAGGUUGGAAGAUGCCCCACCUCCGAUGCGCUUCCUGUCUUGCUUUAUCCGAUGGCUGGUAGUCCCAGGGAGUAGGUCAUAUGGUCAGUGGCGGGCCGUUCGCCUCGACAGUGCCGUGGCACACUGCGUCGAAGAACCGUUGAUGCGGAAUGCCGAGGAGGGUGCGGUAAGGCGUAUUCACAAGCUGACUUGCCAAGCGGCCUUCUAUGCACGUGAGAUAUGUACAGCAGUGUAUUCCUUCUGCUGGUCAUCUGUAAAACCGGUGCGGCACUGAGGAUGAGAUAGACCAG